Argentina anserina (silverweed cinquefoil) is the source of this 2046-nucleotide messenger RNA. RefSeq lists its product as uncharacterized. The transcript is spliced from 11 exons. The coding region runs from base 119 to 1798 and encodes 559 amino acids. Gene Ontology annotation, biological process: regulation of ubiquitin-dependent protein catabolic process. NCBI's taxonomy places the organism in Eukaryota, Viridiplantae, Streptophyta, Magnoliopsida, Rosales, Rosaceae. Gene Ontology annotation, molecular function: protein binding. The record is from RefSeq and is a predicted model, not a curated record.
CAAAACCCACUAAGAAAGUUCAAGUCUUGAUGAUCAAGAAAUUCCCUAUCUAUAAAAUAAAAAUCCCAUCUUCACAUUUCAGUGUUCAAAGUUCAAACUCCUCUCCAUCUCUCUUUAAAUGGCGAAAGUGAAGAUUGCAGGGACAUGGUCGGGUGUGUUGGAGGUCGAAUUGGACGACUGGACCGUGCCCAUGUUGCGUGAAGAGGUUGCAAAGCGAUCCAACUGCGACCCCGGUUCGAUCAAUCUGAUAUGCGCCGGCCGGGUUUUGAAGGACGGCGACGGCAGUGAGAGUUUGACCCAGUUGGGUGUUAAGAACAACGCCAAGAUUCUGGCGAGCCGGGUUUGUGCUCAGGAGGGUAAGUCUCUUGGUCAGGAGUUGAUGGCUGAAACCGAACGCGCUCAGAGACUGGCUCGAGUCAAGGCGGCUGCGACCGCGAUGUCCAAGAGGCAUGUUGAUGGUUCUUUGCCGAUUGAAGAUUUCAAUUUAGUACUUGAGGAUCAGAGUGGGAAGAAAGUGCAAAUGGGAACGGAGACUGAUCAGCGGGCAAUCAUGAUGGGCCUGAUGCUUCAUACCAAUGCAAAGCAACUGAUUAAAGCACAUAAUUACAAAGAUGCAUUGGAAGUGCUCAGCAUGGGGGAGGAGGCUUUCUCUCUGUGUGAUCCAAAGGUUCUUGAGCUGGUCGACAAUCCUUCUAUACUGCAAAUCGAUAUGGUUUGGUGCUAUUUCAUGCUUAGAGACAUCAACUGGCUAUCAGUGGCAGGAAUUCGCCUUGAGAAAGCCAGAGAAGGGCUUGAACGAUCUUAUGGAAGGGACUCUUCUCGUGCUAGACUCCUUCAGGCAGGUCGCUAUCCAGAGUGUGCACUAUAUUUGAGACUGGAGCUGCUGGAAGGGGUUGUGGCAUAUCAUAGUGGACAGGUUGAUAAGUCAAUGAAGGUGUUGACUUCUGCACAAGAGAAGUUCAUUCAGCUUCAGGUGCCGGAUGAAUCUCUUUCUCUUGUGAUGAGCAUGGGCUUUAGAGAAAGAGAUGCAAAAAGGGCACUGAGGAUGAGCAAUCAAGAUGUGUCCAGUGCUGUUGAUUUUCUCGUUGACCAAAAAGCGAAAAGAGCCCAAAAACGGGAAGAUGAUAUUCGGCGGCGAAAUGAAAUUAUGGAGCAAAAGAAGUAUGGUACCACACCCCUCAAGAAAGCUGUGGAUAUCGAGAAAUUGAAUCAACUGGUCUCCAUUGGGUUUGAAAAGGUACUUGCUGCUGAAGCACUUCGAAGAAAUGAGAAUGACAGUGAGAAGGCACUGGAUGAUUUGACAAAUCCAGAGACCAAUUCUUCCAUUCAGCAACAUCUUGAAUCAAGGAAAAAUAAGCGACAGCGACAAGCAGUAGAUGCUUCAGUUGAAGCUCUUGUACGCAUGGGCUUUGACAGAUCAUUAGCGGUUCAAGCUUUGCGGGGUGGUGGGACAAUGGACCAGGCAAUCCAUCAACUGCUCUCGGGACAGGCACCAGACCUCACAAAUGCAAAUGGCCAAUCCGAUGCAAUCCCAGAAGUUGAUGCGAGCAACAUUAGCCAAUCUGAUGCUGCUACUGACAUGGCAAAUUCUCUUGCUUCAAUGCUUGAUAAUCAAAAUGGUCUACUCGGAGGUCCUUCAACUUCUAAUGCAUCAGAGCGUGAUACAGAAAUGGAAAGUGAACUUGCUGAAGAACUAGCACAAGGAGAUGCAUUCACCGACUAUGACAUUGAAGUUACCAGAGAGGGUGAGGCCAUAAGCGAGUACUUGGCUCUACUGACUUCAGCUGGAACAAACUGAGUACUGGGCUCUACUGACUUCAGCAGGAACAAAGUGUAUAUCACUUUGCUUAAAAGAAUUCUACAACUUUAACACCGGCGUUAAGGAAAAACCUAUGUACAUAUAUCAUAGACAGGAGGUUCUGGAUGUAGCUAUGGUGAUGGCUUCUCCGAUGAUCAAUGCCGUUGACUCUCCUUAUCUCAACAAUGUCAACGCUAAUAUUAGUGCCGUGUUUAUCUAACCCGCGUUUCACCAUUUCUGGAAUAAAA